AUGGCUGUUCCGAGGCCAUACACCGUGCCAGACGCCACCGAGUCAGCCUUCCAGGCCAAUACGUGGACCAGCACCCUCCUCAAGAACCCAUCCUACCAGCCAAUCGAAACCUACUGCCGAAGACAAAAGCCACAGACAGGCGAAGAUGCCUUCAUAGCAACCGUAAUCAACACUCCCACUACGAUCCCGCACCUCCUUACCCUCCAACGAAAGCCAGAUCAGCUCGCACGCCUCCCAUCCAAGGCCCCAUCCCUCCCCGCCCCGCCAGCACAAUGGCCCAAGAUCCCCUCCAGCCAGCCGGCAGAUACAAUCAACAUGAUCUACUUUGCCGAACCAGACCUUAAUGGGCAUCCGGGUGUAGUUCACGGCGGCGUCAUCUCUACUUUACUUGACGAGCUGAUGGCCAUAAGUGUCGCGGCACAUCUGCCCGGUUUCGACUUUGACCAUCCCGAUAAGUCUGGCAAGCUGUAUACCAUGCAACUGGAUGUUCGGUUCAAGAGGCCGGUAAGGGCUGGCGCCCAUGCGGUGUUGAGGACGUGGUGUAUCGGCAAUGAGGGCCGGAAGUGGUGGGUGAGAGCGCAGUUGGUGCAGGAGGAGAACCCGAUCAAGCCUGACGGGGAGAAGGUCGAGUGGGUGAAGAAGAAGUACGUUUGUGCUGAUGCCGUGGGAUUCUUCAUCCUGGUCAAGGAUUCGAAGCUUUGA
This is a messenger RNA of Microsporum canis CBS 113480, 702 nucleotides long. RefSeq names its product thioesterase family protein. Bases 1 to 702 code for a protein of 233 amino acids. Lineage: Eukaryota; Fungi; Ascomycota; Eurotiomycetes; Onygenales; Arthrodermataceae. The transcript has a single exon. The record is from RefSeq and is a predicted model, not a curated record.